AGGUUUCUAUCCGCUAAAAGCCAACCUGCAACAAUUGCUUCCAUCACAAAAAUAAAUAUCAGAAUUAAAAAGAAUUGCCAUACAAAUUUAAGCAAAUAACUGCCAACAUUUUUGAAAAAGAAACAAAUGCCGCCAGCCGUAGAGCAUGCACCGAUAUUUGUGAAUCUCCAAUAACCGGAAGCUUUGAUUCCCGCUUUAAAUGCUCAAAGCUCCACUUAGCACAGCCCACAACCGACGUAUAAGUGAACCGCGCUGGUUCGAGUCUCCACUGAGCCGUGAGAGAGAAAGAGCGUGAGAGCGAGCAACAACAUCAUCCACUCCACAGCAACACCAUGGACGCUCCAGAUGUGGGACGCAUUAUAAGGGCGCCAGCGCGACGCAAAAGAAACGAUGAGCAGUUGAUGGAUAGGAUAAAACUCAAAAAAGUCUUGGGUCUGACUGUGUGCAGCAAUGCGGCGUUGGAUGUUUCACCAGUCAGCGGCCUCCUGGCCUAUCCAGCGGGCUGCACUGUGGUGCUGUUCAAUGCCAAACGUCAGACACAGGCCUAUCUGGUCAAUACCUCCCGCAAAGCAUUCACAUCCGUCGCCUUCUCACGCUGCGGCCGGUAUGUGGCCACCGGCGAAUGUGGCAUCAAUCCGGCCAUCAAAGUCUGGGAGCUGGAGACGCCCAAUGGCAAUCUGGAGCACUGCACCGGCGGCAGUGUUAUUGCCGAUUUUGUGGAUCACAAAUAUGCCGUCACCUGUGUGGCCUUCUCGCCCACGGGAAAGUACCUGGUUUCAGUUGGCUCACAGCACGACAUGAUCGUAAACGUGUUCGACUGGCGGGCCAACCUAAAGAUGGCCUCGAAUAAGAUUAGCUCCAAGGUGGCUGCCGUUUGCUUUGCCGAAGACGGCACCUACUUUGUCACCGUGGGCAAUCGUCAUGUCAAAUAUUGGUACUUGGAAGGAUCCCGCAGGUACAAAGAUCCCAUCCCUCUGAUGGGACGCAGCGCUAUUUUGGGCGAUUUGCGGGACAAUGAUUUCUGUGCCGUGGCCUGCGGCAAGGGGAUCUGUGCGGAGAGCACGUAUGCCAUCACCCGCCAGGGCCAUCUGGUGGAGUUCAGUUCGCGGCGAUUGCUGGACAAAUGGGUGCAGUGCCGCACCACAAAUGCCAAUUGCAUUUGCGUCAACGAGAACUUCAUACUCGUGGGUUGUGCCGAGUCCAUCAUUCGCAUCUUCAAUGCGGCCACGUUGGAGUACGUGACCACGCUGCCCCGGACCCAUUAUCUGGGCGUGGAUGUGGCCCAGGGCAUACAGAUCAAUCACAUCAUGUCGGUGCCGCAGCAGGCCAAGUUUCCCGAUUGCAUUGCCAUGGUGUUCGAUGAGCAGCGAUCGAAGGUGAGCUGCGUCUACAACGAUCAUUCGCUGUACAUUUGGGAUCUGCGCGAUAUCACGCGGGUGGGCAAGUCGCACUCGUUCCUGUAUCACUCCACGUGCAUUUGGGGCGUGGAGACAGUGCCAUAUAAUCUGGAGCGAGAGCCAUCGCAGACGCUGCCGGAGGAUUGCUUUGUGACCUGCUCCUCGGACGAUACGAUACGCGUCUGGGGCCUGGACGGAUGUGCCAACAAUGAGAUCUAUCGCAAGAACAUCUACUCCAAGGACCUGCUGAAGAUCGUCUACAGCGACGAGGAGCUGCAGUUUAUCAAGGACCAGGGCUGCGCCUCGAUGUCCGACAAGACGGGCAGCUCCUCCUACGACGGCCGCAACGGUGUGCGCUGCAUCAAGAUCAGCCCCGAGCUGCGGCAUCUGGCCAGCGGCGACCGGUGCGGCAACAUACGGGUCUACAACCUGGUCAAUCUCAAGCUGAUGACCACCAUCGAGGCGCACGAGUCGGAGGUGCUGUGUCUGGAGUACUCCAACGAUAAGAUCGAACGCAAGCUGCUGGCAAGUGCCAGUCGCGAUCGUCUCAUACAUGUCUUCGAUGUGGCCCAGGACUAUCUGCUGCUGCAGACGCUCGACGAUCACAGCUCCUCAAUCACAUCGAUCAAGUUUGUGGGCGCUGGACUGAACUUCCAGAUGAUAAGCUGUGGUGCGGAUAAAUCCAUAAUGUUCCGAAGCUUUCAGGGCAACAUCUUUAUGCGGGGCACCAAUACCUCGGGCAAGACCACGCUCUACGACAUGGAGGUGGACUCGAAUUCCAAACAUAUCCUCACCGCCUGCCAGGAUCGCAAUGUCCGCGUGUAUGGCACCCAGAAUGCCAAGCAAACAAAGACCUUCAAGGGCUCCCAUUCGGAUGAGGGCAGCCUCAUCAAACUCAGCCUCGAUCCCAGUGGGAUCUAUGUGGCCACCUCCUGCACGGACAAAACCCUGGCCGUCUACGACUACUACUCGAGUGAGUGCAUGGCGCGCAUGUACGGUCACAGUGAGCUGGUCACGGGGUUGAAGUUCACCAACGAUUGCCGGCAUUUGAUUUCGGCCAGCGGCGACGGCUGCAUCUUCAUUUGGCAAGUCCCACAUGACAUGAUUGUGACCAUGCAGGCCAGAAUGUCACAGCAGCGUCUACGUUCUGGUCAUGGCCCGUUGCCGCGUCCCCUGGCGCCCAUAUCCCCGCCAGAGGGCAUUGUGCUGGAGUCGCCCACCAGCGAAAUAGAACAGCCGCAAAUGGUGCCGAAAUUCGCAGUGGCCGACCGGCUGUCGGAUGUGGGACAGCUGCCGCAGUGGGCCAUGCGAAAGGCGGCGGCGGGCGGCGACUCCGAUAGCGGUGCCCUGUCCAUACCCACACCCAGUGCCCAGGGAGGAUCGUCGUCCAUUCCAGCCAUGCAUGCGGCCUCCUCGAUGGGCAAUCUCAGCUCCUCGCCCAGCCAGCAAUUAGGAAUGAUGGCGCCCAGGGCGCGCGGACGCUGGGCGCAGCGUAGCAGUCAGCUGGAGGCAGAUGAUCUGCGCUCCAAUUCGGAGAGCCCCUUGGGCACAGUCUCCUCCGUGGGCGGCCAUAGCGGUGUGAAUGUGCAGACGUCGGACUACAACAGUGCCUCGUCCAAGGACAUCAUGUACAAUCAGACAUAUCUCAGCGAGGACUCGUCCAUCGAUUCGGGCAUGGAGACGCGCCGCGGCGAGCUCAAGUUCAUUGGCAGCAGCAACAAUGGCACCGUGACCGUCUCCGUGUCAUCCUCCUCCUCCCUGGCGGCGGCCAACAACAGCAAUGGUGCCAUGGCAGCUGUCGGCGUCGGCCAGCAGCGGCUGCAGCUGCCCGACAAACGGAAGCCCGGUCUGCGCUUCGAUACGCCGCACACCCACGAUCACGAUGGCGAUGUGGAGGACAUUUCCGAUGGCGAAAGAACCAGCUCCGACCAUGGAAUGUUCUACAAUAAUCUGGCGCCCAGUACACCCACUGACUUCAAAGUGACGGCCAUGAACGAGGACGAGCUGCGGAAGUCGGUGCGGCGACAGAAGUUUGAAAAGUCCGGCCUGCAGCUGCCGACGGCCAGUGGCAAUGGCAGUUCCCAUACCGCCAGCACGGGCACGGGCACUGGGACAUCGGACACCGAGGACGAGGGCUCCACGCCGAGUGCCGAGAAUGCGGAACGUUCGCUGGCCUCCACUUUGGGUGGCAGCAAUGAGAAUCUGCCGCAGAGCAGCAAUAGCUUCCUUCAUGCAGCCCUGCCCGAGGGACCCGGAAUGACGGCGCCCCUGGAGCGUGGCACAACCAGUCGUCGCAGCAUCAGUGCCAAGCACAAUACGGAGUCCAGCAAGGGGGGUGUCUCGGCACCGCCCACCAUCACCAAGUCAUAUACUAGCACCAAGAAGGAGGAGCUGCUGCAGGUCAUCAACAAGGUCAAACAGCAGCUGGAGAAUGGUACCCGCAAAAAUGGCAUCAAAAAGUUAAAUGCUAUAGCCGAGGUCGGCCAUAGACCCCUGAGGGGUAGCCAUAGCAUAUCGGAUCUGAGUCUGGCUGGAAAUUUGGAUGGUUCAAGGACAGCGGGUGGUACUCCAGGACGUUAUACAAAGCCAGUUGCUUCCCAUGAAACUUCGCAGUAUAUUAGCUCCUCCGAUUCACCAACAAAUGCCACACCACCACCCAGAAAUAUUCAACAACAACCACAACCUCAAAGAUCUGAACAACAGUCUUUCCAACACAAAUCGCAUGCUGGAGCCUCUCAGCAAUUCUUCAACUGUGCGGCACCCAAAUCCAAGUUGCAGCAGAAUUUCCAGACCAUGCGACAAGUGCAACAGCACUAUCCGCCGUAUCCCCACCAUGUGGGAGUGCAUCAGAUUCAUCCGCCCCCGGGAGUGCCCUUCGGUGGCGGCGGAUCUGCCCAUACGAUGCGAAUGCAGACUCAGACAGCGCCUGCACGGCAGGGUGUAAAGCGGAAUCCGGCAGGAAACAAUAGACGCACGCCCAGCAUCCUGAAGCACUACAAAUCGUGUCCCGUGUCGCCCGUCCACGAGGAGGUGGAGUGGUCUGCAGAAUCAGAGCGCGGUGGAAUGAUGACAGCAGAGCCCAAGCGACAUUCGGUGUACGCAGAUGAUGCUCGGACAAUACUGGACAUGAUCCAUGCGGAUACCGAGAAGAUGAUCGAUGAGAUCACGCGAAAGUACGGGGAUCUGGAUGAGAUGCCAAUGGGCGGAGGCGGGGGCCUGCCCGCCUCCUACUCGAUGCCGGCCAACCUGCGGGGGCUCGGCUCCACGGGGGAGUCCACACCCACCCGCACGCAGUGUACCUAUGUGUAUCGGGAGAUCUACCAGUGCGAGCGGAAGGUCUCCCUCUCGGACAUCCUGCAGCCGGAGCAGUUUGCGGCCCGCGAACAGCGCCUGGAGGAGGCCCGCUUCCUGGAGACGCAGCGCCACUCCAGUGCCAGCUUUUUCCUCAGCAGCUCUGGCCAGAUGCCGCACGAGCACAGCCAAGAGUCACUCCUGUCCGAUGGCGGCAGCUACUGCAACAGCCUGGAGAGUGUCCUCUCGGACGAGAGCGACUGCAAGAGUGCCCCGCUGGAGCAGGCACUGCUCGAGCAGCGUCCCCUGCAGGCAGCGGCUAUGCAGCGCCAUGCGGGCAUCCGGAAUUUCAUCAUCCACGGACCCGUGUCCAAGUCGUACGGGAACAGUCCCAAUGCCUAUGGCAGCUUUGAUUACUACAUGAGGCAGGCGGCAGCGGCCAGAACCACAACGACAUCGGCUACCUACGACAGCUUCGAUGUGACGGGCUACAAUCUGGAGCCCCUGAAGCCGCUGCCCAACUCAAAGACGUAUCCCCGGAUAGCCCAGGGUCCAGGGACAAUGGAUAACAUACCCACAAUGCGCUCCAAGAACAAGCAGUACAACUCCGGUGUGAACAAAUCCCUAAGCACAGACUUUGCCCAGCAGCGGCAGCAGCGCAACUCGAAUCCCAUGCAGACCAGGGAGCCUCUGUUCGUACGGAAACCCUUGAAGCCCAAGCCACCGGUGCCUGCUAAGCCACAGAAUCUGAUGAGCACAUUGACCUGCUUGGAGAAGCAGCAGCAGGCACAGAAGAAGAAAUCACAGUCCAGGACGGCCAGUGUGGUGCAGCAGUUCGAGCAUAAUUUGCAGAAGUUUGAGCGGGAGAAGCAGCGAGAGCAUCAGCAAAGGCGACCGGCCAUGAGGAGUUCGGUGAGCAGUGGAGCCCUGGCUGGGACACAGAGCUGUCUGAAAAAGGUCUCACGCUUCGAUACGAGCGAGAGCAGCCGGCGGGCCACUAGCAUGAAGCAGCGGAUGGGCAGGCCCAAGAUCAGUGUGCGCUUCAACACGGUCUCACAGAUCAAGUACACGCCCAGUGCCAAGCGGAACGCAAAGAACAACCAUGAAGAUGAGGAUGUGCCCGAAUUGGAGGUGGGAAGCCUGCCCAGUGAUUAUGGAGAACGUAGCUUUGAGAUGUACUUUGCGGAGAAUGGGAACGCACCCGAGAAUCUCGAGCAUAUGCAGAGCCUCAAGCUCUAUACGAAGCCGCAACUGCAGGCCGUUGUAGAUGAGAUCCAGCAGGAGCGUGAAAAGUAUCGAAAGAACAUGGACAAUGCGGAGAGAAGCGGCGAGAGUGGCGGCGGCAACUCCACCAGCCAUCAGUGCCAGAAUAUAGCCAAAAAGAUUGACAUUAUCGAGAAGCUCAUAGCCAUGGAGGAGCGCAAAAUGGAGCAGAUACGCCUGGCCACCGAGUCGCGGUUGCGUCCCUUCAACUGCAAUUCCAAGGAGAAGGGCUACGUGAAGAGCCUCACCAUGAAUUUCGAUAUGCUGGCCCGGGGGGAGCCACCCGAUGAGGAUCUGGUCGAGGAUCAGGCCUCGAGAGAUGCCGAUUUGUGUGCCUAUGCGAGGAAUAUGCGAAGGAACUGCAGCCUGCCGGAUGUCCUGGAGAGUGCGGAUUUUGCCUACCAUUUAGGUGGCAAUGAAGUGGAACUGGCCAAAGAGGUCAUUGCAGAUGAUGAACCAGGCAACAACCCCAUGGAUAUCAAUGAUGAGGAUGAUGCGGAUGAUGAUGAUCAUGCCUCGGAUGGUGUUUUUAUGACGGAGCAAGGUAAUCCCAAAACGCUCAAUCCCAUGCCCAUCGAGGAGUCAUCCAUACGCCGUGCCUGCUCGCUGAGUGACCUGCACAUGGGCAACUUUGGCAAGCCAAGCAAAUCGAAUGGAACACCGCAAAAGCCUCAAGUCCAGCAUCGCAAUGGCAAUGUAAACAGAUCGGCCAGCAAACGCAACAGUCUGCAGGGAAAGACUGGACUGGGUGCCUCUAGUAACUCCAUGAAUGUCCUCAAUCAGGGUAGCGACUCGGAGCCCGAAGACAGCAAUCGGUUGCGCAGUACCAGCAAUGGCCAGGGACGCAGCAAUGGACCCAUUGCUGCCAGUCGACAGUAUAGCAACAAGAUCAACAAUGUCAACAACAAUCGUCGCAAGACGCCAAACUUUAGCAGUGCCACACCCAUGCAGGAUGAUUCCAGCUCCGAGGAGACGCCCAAUAGCACCGUCAACAACAAGCCAAUAGUGCCGCCACGACCGCGUAACUUGGCCUUUGAUCACAAGAGCAAACUGAUCAACAACAGCAGUCCCGUCGCCAAUGCCAACAAGCAAAGAAGUGGAGUGGCGACUGCAGAAGAUUAUGAAGGAGCAGAUCCUGAGGCCCAGGUCCACAAUGUGAUCAAUAAACUUUAUACGACAACGCAGGCAGCCAUGCAGCUGCAUGCCAACUUGAAGAACACUCUGCUGCUGAAGGAACUGGAGAAUGCAUUGAUCAUGUCCAGGAAUAUGCUCAGCAGCAUUCCCACAAAUAGACAAACGGAAAAGACAAAUAAUGGGGGAGGAGUGGGAUUGGGAGUUGGUGGGGGAACCAAUUAUGAGCAGCUGACAGCUGAGAAUGGAGACUAUCUGAUGAUGGUCAAUAACUGUGCCGAUCUAUUGAGCAAUUUACGCACGAAGCACAAACCCGAUGACUGUGAGAAUAACUCCUAGUGUGUAGAGCUUAGGCUAGACUAAUCGAAGGCAGUGCCCAAAAAAACUGCGCAGGAGAUACAACUAACUAAAAGGAUAUUUAUUUAACUAAACACUCUGGCAGAAGGCAAACAAACAAACAACCAACCAACACACACAACAGACACAAACCAACCAAGCAACUAAUUUGUAAUUAAUAAAAAUUAAUAACAAUUAAUUAAUGUAAUCUUUUGCUUAGUUAUUAGAUCCGUUGAUAAGAAUUCUGUUUCAUUUUGUGCCCGAGUGCAUUUCAAUUUUAAACACUAAUUUAUAUGGCAAUAAAAGUCCGUUUAGCUUUGAAUUCAAUUCUAUAAAUGUUAAGUUUAAUAAGCAGUGUUUUUCGUAUGUGUUAAGUGUUAUUUGAGUUUAAGGCGAGAAUGAUAUGGACCGGCGAAUGAUGAUGAUCGUGAUGAUAUAUCGAAUGUACUAAUUGUUGUAAAGUGCGCUUACAUUAUGCCUUCUUUGUAUAUGAUUUUCUAUUUGUAUUUGUAUUCCAAUCUUUGUUCUGUUGUUACCUUUCGAUAUUGUGUUUUUUGUGGGGCUUAGUCAAAAUGUACAAGACCAGAACACUAUUAUGCAGGUACUCGUAUGAGAUGACGGAAGAGAAUUUUGUGUCAAAUUUUAAUAUUCCAAAAUUUCAAUUAUCCAUAUAUAUAUAUAUACUAUAUAUUGUAUUGCCUACUCCAACAUUAUACUUAUGCCACACGAUUAUCAGAGUAAUGCUUAUGUGAAUGAACUAUCUACUCCGAUCCGAGUCGAUGCUUUAUUCGGAUUGAAAACAUUUAAGCAAGAUUUCCAUUGAACGAUUUCCCAGCACUUUGUUCUGUAAUUAUGCUGUAAUAGUUAAUUAUUCGAUUGUAUUUACAACAAUUAUAACCCUACCUAUAAAUAUAUGCAUAUAUAUACGAUACGAACUUGUAUUAGUCCUAAAAGUUACAUUACAAUAAUUUACAACUAAAUGAAAUGUAUUAAAUUUAACUUAAAUUAGAACAAAACGACACUUACGAUUAAUUAUGCUAUCUGCUAAACUCAAAAACAAAAACUAAAAACAAACAAAACAAAAAAAAAAUAUCAACACCAACUAAUUCAAAACGAAAAUAAUACAUAAUGCAUAAUUUUUG
This is a messenger RNA of Drosophila persimilis, 8560 nucleotides long. It is a transcript of the gene Wdr62, whose product is annotated as mitogen-activated protein kinase-binding protein 1. The transcript has 18 exons. The record is from RefSeq and is a predicted model, not a curated record. Gene Ontology annotation, biological process: mitotic spindle organization; regulation of mitotic cell cycle. Gene Ontology annotation, molecular function: protein binding. NCBI's taxonomy places the organism in Eukaryota, Metazoa, Arthropoda, Insecta, Diptera, Drosophilidae. The coding region runs from base 333 to 7421 and encodes 2362 amino acids. Gene Ontology annotation, cellular component: mitotic spindle.